UUGACAGAAUCAACGAGACUACACGACGACUCGGGACGAGAUGUCCAACUUUAGUUAAUUAUUUGUCAUAUUUUUUUAAUGGUUGCAAUUAAUUUCGAAAUUUUAAUCAUUUCUUAGACAGUAGUUUCCCUUCUGGGCGGUCUUUUUUUGUGAUUUAUUAUACGUACAUACUCGCUGUUUGUAUUAACAAAACAAACUUGUUAACUAAUAACUAAACCACUUGAGUUGUUGACUUUUGAUAUUAUUAAUUACUUAAUUAGUGGGUGGAUUAAGUUGGGAGAAGAUAUUAUUAUACUACUAUUCUCGUGGUUAGUUUGUUGGCUAGUUAAUUGUAAAGUUUAAUUCACCGGAAAGAGGACAAGAUGGGGUGUGCCGUGAGCAGUAUUGCGGAAGAUAAGGAAGCGAUCGAACGGUCGAAAAGGAUUGACCGUGACUUGAGGGCGGAUGCACAUAAGGCGUCGAGAGAAGUGAAGUUGCUUUUGUUGGGGGCUGGUGAAUCGGGGAAGAGUACGAUUGUAAAACAAAUGAAGAUAAUUCACGAAACUGGUUAUACCCCGGAAGAAUGUGAACAAUACCGUCCCGUCGUGUACUCCAAUACUAUUCAAAGUUUGAUGGCCAUCAUCCGAGCGAUGGGACAACUUCGCGUGGAUUUUAGAGAUCCGAACAAAAAGGAAGACGCCCGGUUAUUCUUCACACUUGCGUCGGGAGCGGAGGAAGGCGAAAUUAGUUUGGAAUUGGCCACCGUGAUGAAACGUCUCUGGACUGAUGGUGGGGUUCAGCAAUGUUUCUCGCGUGCCAGGGAAUACCAACUUAACGACUCUGCUGCCUACUAUUUAAACGCCUUGGACCGUAUCUCACAACCGGGUUAUAUUCCCACACAGCAGGACGUUCUAAGGACACGGGUCAAAACUACGGGAAUUGUGGAGUCGCAAUUUACCUUUAAAAAUCUGCACUUUAAGCUUUUCGACGUCGGUGGGCAACGCAGUGAGAGAAAGAAGUGGAUUCAUUGUUUUGAGGGGGUGACGGCCAUUAUAUUUUGUGUAGCGCUGUCAGGAUAUGAUCUAGUUCUCGCCGAAGAUGAAGAAAUGAAUCGAAUGAUUGAAUCGAUGAAACUCUUUGAUUCCAUCUGCAACUCGAAAUGGUUCGUGGAAACUUCAAUCAUUCUCUUUUUAAAUAAAAAGGAUCUAUUCGAGGAGAAAAUCAGACGAAGUCCGCUUACCAUCUGCUUUCCGGAAUAUCGAGGACCCAACACAUUCGAGGAUGGAGCCGCAUAUAUCAAACAUCAAUUUGAGAGCUUGAACAAACUGAAAGAUCAGAAAGAAAUUUACACCCACUUUACCUGUGCCACGGACACGAAUAAUAUUCAAUUCGUGUUUGAAGCCGUCACUGAUGUCAUUAUCAAGAACAAUUUGAAGGAUUGUGGUCUCUACUAAGGGUACAGAUUCACGGAAACAAGAACAAGAGAAAAUGUUCCCCCCUUCGUUAACAUCUUUUCCAUAAUUACCAUGUUUUUUACCCACACUUAAUUCUAAUUGUACAUAGCCCGAUAAAUCCGACACAACGAUCCACCCACCCUCAGUCAGUGUUCAGUUCAACAGUGAGUUGUGUGCUCACUACUACGUAAUAACUAAGUAACAUGCCUCUCGUUAUAUAUUGUUGUGUUGACCCACGAGUUGUGUAAUUUAUUUGUAAAUUAUUAAUGACUUAACUCGGUUAACUUUUAACCCUUAGUAAUUUAAUAUUGAAUGUGACUGCAUAUUUACUUUUCUUAUACCUUCCUUCGAAACAUUCCAGGAUUUUUAAAAAUUGUAUCCAUUCCGAUCGUGUCCCUUAAAGAGGCAACAUAUUUAUAUUCCGGAAUAUUUUAGAUGGGAAGAGCUUUCCUUGAUACGUUUUGUUCAAUUUUUUUUGUUAGUGAUGUAUGAAAUGAUAUUUAAUUGUGCAAUUUUUUUACGUUUAACUAUUUUGUAUUAUGGGCUUUGAGUGGUUACGUGACACAUACAGGUUGUCAAACUUGUUAUGAUGUCAUUAUACAAAUGUACUGCCAAAAAAAUUAACUACCCAAAAGCCGGACAUUCCCCACUGAAUAAUGUUUUCCCAUCCCUAUCUGCUAAGUUAUCGGAUGUGUGCAUGUGUCAUCAUUAUUGUGUGUGCCUUACAAACAUUAGUACCAAAUCUAUAGACUUAGCAAUUCAUUAAUCCAGUACGAACGAAGAGCCUUUCAAAUCUCAACAAUUGCUACUACACAUAAUUACUAAAUAUUUGCCAAAGUAAUCCUUUUACACUAAAGUUCGUAAUGGUUCACAACGAAACUAAUGAACAAACCGAGGGAACAAAGAGUUAGCUUAUAAUUAACAAGGAACAAAUGAUUGUAUUUAUUUCUACAGGGAACAAAAUACUAUAUAAUUUAUGUCUAAAAGUAUUACUAAGACUUUGCACUGUUGACUGUGUCUUUUUUUCAUGAAAAGAAAUCAAAUCAAAUUGACCAUACUUUUUUUUACUAAUUAUUUGAUGAAAGUAAUUUAACUUGUUAACCUGAUUUUCGAUUCGACUUUUUCUCUCGUAAGUUUACCUUUUCUUAAUUGCUCAAAAAAUAAAAGAAGGUGAUAAUAGUAUUAGAAAAAUGAAAUCACUAUUACAAACAAAUUAUAUAAGAGACUGUUAUUAAAACUAUUAUUGUUAUUGAUGAUAUUGGACAAAAAACUCUAUAAAAUUAAAAUUAGUGAUAUUAAUUAACUGAUAAUUGUAUCACGUUUGUCACAAAGUAUGCCCUUGUGUGCUUAUCUGGACACAUGGUCUCUCUUAUCAUCCUAUUAAUGUAACUCUAAUUGUUAUGAAUAUUUUAAACCACAUCUUCAAUUUUCUUGCCUUUAAAACCCUUUAGUAUUUACAAGUUAGUUAGUUAAUUGUUCAUUCCUACAUACAUAAAUAUUUUAUCCCAAAACUUUUAUCGUUAUUAAUAUGACUAGUUUUUUUUUUGUUACGGUUUAAUUAUCACUAAGAGAAAAUUUAUUUAGUUAAUUAUCACAGGAUAACAGACUAUAUUGUAGUGACUUGUGGAGUCAAAUAAAAUUUGGAAUAUGCAAUACU
This is a messenger RNA of Folsomia candida, 3090 nucleotides long. It is a transcript of the gene Galphai, whose product is annotated as guanine nucleotide-binding protein G(i) subunit alpha. Gene Ontology annotation, molecular function: G protein-coupled receptor binding; G-protein beta/gamma-subunit complex binding; GTP binding. The coding region runs from base 363 to 1433 and encodes 356 amino acids. Gene Ontology annotation, biological process: adenylate cyclase-modulating G protein-coupled receptor signaling pathway. The record is from RefSeq and is a predicted model, not a curated record. Gene Ontology annotation, cellular component: heterotrimeric G-protein complex. Lineage: Eukaryota; Metazoa; Arthropoda; Collembola; Entomobryomorpha; Isotomidae. The transcript has 6 exons.